AUGAACUCAACUUUUCUACUUCAAACAAACCACGACGUAGCAAUGAUUGAAUACGGUGUCGCCUAUUUUUUGAUUGCAUUCCCAUUAAUUCCUUUGUUUUUUGUAAUAAUGAAGGCGAUACAACUAAAAUGUCGUGAGAGUCCAAACAUAACUUAUAUUUUGAUGAAUAUGGUAAACUUUUGUCAACUUGGCCAAGCUUUUUCUCAUUUGAUAAGCGGACCAAUGCUCAUUUUACCUCAACUACUAAUCAAACUGGAUGUUAUUGUCAGAAUAAUUGGAUGUGUAAUGAACAGCCUGUGGAUAGCUGACUUCCCUCUGAUGACUCUUCUUGCCGUUACUCGUAUUCUCAUAUUCUCAAAUGUUAUUGGUUCAAAUCAGUUUCCUAUUUUGAUAAAACUCAUAUUGUGUUCUAUUAUUACAUGGGCAUUAUUUCUGAUUAUUGCUGGAUCGUUUACUCAGAAUUUUCUCCUUGUGACUCCUGGUUGGGACUACGAUUUUACUGUUUCAAAUGCAGAGACUUUUGCAACUUUGGAAGUUAUUAUCAGCUUCGCAUGUCUUUCUAUGUCCUAUGUUUCAUAUAUUUCGAUGGUUUAUUUGAUUUAUGCGAAAAAGAAUACGGUAGGGUGUGUUCACUCGAGAAAGAAUGAAAUUUCGAUUCUGCUCCAGUCAACAUUUGUAACUACUUACAUAACUAUAAUGAUAUUUAUUUGGCACCAAUCAUUAUUCUCAAUGGUUUCCUUCAUAGAUAUGGACAAUCAAAGGAAUCAAGCUAUUCUAAACUGUUGUCUCAUUCUUCAUUGUUAUGUCAACCCGAUACUCACAUUGGUUUGCAACAAAUCUAUUCGAAAUGAACUCUUGAAAUUACUGGGAAUCCGAAAGGGAAAACCUUAUAACAAUGGUGUUGUAUCUAAGCUAUCUUCUAUUCAUCCAACUGAAACAAGCCCGAAUUAA
Messenger RNA from Caenorhabditis remanei, 951 nucleotides. RefSeq lists its product as uncharacterized. The record is from RefSeq and is a predicted model, not a curated record. Bases 1 to 951 code for a protein of 316 amino acids. The transcript is spliced from 5 exons. NCBI's taxonomy places the organism in Eukaryota, Metazoa, Nematoda, Chromadorea, Rhabditida, Rhabditidae.